Molecule: messenger RNA, 606 nt
Organism: Harpegnathos saltator (Jerdon's jumping ant)
Lineage: Eukaryota; Metazoa; Arthropoda; Insecta; Hymenoptera; Formicidae
Exons: 1
Coding region: 1-606 (201 amino acids)
Source: RefSeq, a predicted model, not a curated record
AUGAAGCCACCCCAGGCCCAGAUAAGAGUAGGAAGGGUCAGGGUCCCAAUAGAGGCCCAGAUGAGAUAUCUGGGCCUCACCCUGGACGGCACCUGGUGCUUCAAGCAACACUUCAAUCGCCUGGUCCCCCGGUUGAGGGCUGUCUCGAGUAGAGUCAGCAGACUCAUGCCGAGAACCGGGGGACCGGAUGGGAAGGCGCGUCGCCUCCACGCUGGGGUACUAAACUCGGUGGCCCUUUACGGGGCACCGAUAUGGGCGGAAGCCCUGGCCGUCAGUCGCCCUAUACAAGCAACCCUGCGCAGGGUGCAGAGAGCGCUGGCGGUCAGGGUGGCCCGCUGUUACAGAACAGUAUCCCACGUGGCGGCGACGGUCCUGGCGAGCAUGCCCCCCCUGGAGCUCAUGGCCCUUUCGUACAUGAGAAUGUACGAUAGGAAGCGUGAGCUCCUGCGUAUGGGGGGGGCGGAAGAACCGCUCGCCAGGACAAUCAGAAGGAUGAAGCACCAGACUCGACAGGUCCUCCUUCAGAGAUGGCAGCGAUCCUGGCUAAUGCCAGGUACGGAAGGAGGACCGUCGAGGCCGUCCGGCCCUUCCUGCCAGAGUGGGUAG